Solanum stenotomum is the source of this 919-nucleotide messenger RNA. Its product is annotated as transcription factor MYB1-like. Lineage: Eukaryota; Viridiplantae; Streptophyta; Magnoliopsida; Solanales; Solanaceae. The record is from RefSeq and is a predicted model, not a curated record. The transcript has 4 exons. The coding region runs from base 131 to 877 and encodes 248 amino acids.
GUAUCCCCAAUAAGUUGUGCCUGCCCUAUAUAGAGAGCCUCAAAUAUGACUUACAAAAUAUUGUGGAAAUUAAAGAACAAGUUAUAUAAUUACCAGCAGGCCAACAGCUUGUAAAAGUGUGACACAUAUCAUGAACACUCCUAUGUGUACGUCGUUGGGAGUUAGGAAAGGUUCAUGGACUGAAGAAGAAGAUUUUCACUUGAGAAAAUGCAUUCAAAAAUAUGGUGAAGGAAAGUGGCAUCUUGUUCCUUCUAGAGCUGGUCUAAAUAGAUGUCGGAAAAGCUGUAGACUGAGAUGGCUAAAUUAUCUAAGACCACAUAUCAAGAGAGGUGACUUUGAACCAGAUGAAGUGGAUCUCAUUUUGAGGCUUCAUAAACUCUUAGGCAACAGGUGGUCACUUAUUGCUGGUAGACUUCCAGGAAGGACAGCAAACGAUGUGAAAAACUACUGGAAUACUCGCCUUCUAAGGAAGUUAAAUACUAAUAUUACUAAGAAUGAAAUAAUAAAACCUCAACCUCGGACCUUAUCAUCAAAUGCAAAGAAUGUUUCUUGGUGCAACGACAAAAGUAUGAUCACAAACACAUUAGAUAAAGAUGACGAACAACGCAACAAAGAACUCGUAGUAAAUAUUUGUGAGAAGCCAAUGGGAGAAACAACAACGUUGUCAUCGCCUAUAGACGAUGACGGAGUUGAAUGGUGGACAAGUUUACUGGAAAAUUGUAAUGAAGUUGAGGAUGAAGAAGCAGUACUAUUGAGCUUUGAGGAAGAAAAUAAGUUGUUACCAAAUUUGUUGCAUGAGGAAAAUAAUUCACCAAUCAUGCUACAAGGAGAAAGUGAUGGUUGGGAUAUUGACUUAUUAUGGAAUCUACUUAAUUAAUUAAUUAGUGUCAUCAAUAUCUCUAUUAAAACCUAUUAUAAU